UUUAGAAAUGGAAAAUUUUUAUUCACAGCCGAAUGAUAUGUAUGGUGGAAAUCAUGAGAAUAGCUUUGAUAAAAAAGAUGGCAUGACUAAAGGAGGGCCAGUUUCUAAAGACUCAUCAAAAGGGAACUCUGGAGACACAAAGGUCAGGUACUCACACUAUAACUUCUCAGAGAGGAACACUCCAAUGAGAGUUCAAAAGUUCCCCAUGGGCAAAGAUAGAGAACCUGUAACAAAGUAUCCCAAGAAGAGCAAUAGGUUCUCAGAAGUUUUAUCACAGAAGAAAUAAGAGACAGACUACUGCUGGGGCUGGCCUAAGUGCUUAUGAGGCAAAUCCUUAUGGAUUCCACCAGAAAAGCCAGACAAGACCAAGAAUUUCUAGAAAAAUGAGAGUGAAAACUCCACAAGUAGGCAAUGGGAAAAAUGGAAGACUUAGUGGCCAGAAGAUGCACUUGGUAUCUUCUAAUACAGCUGAAAAACCUAACCGUCCGAUUACUGCUGUUGGAGGAAUGAAGCAAGAUAAUAAUGACCUUGCACCUAAGAAGGGAAGAAGAGUAUUAGGAUCUGCUAAACCAGCUAAUAGAAGGAAAUUGCGUGGCAAAAAGGUCCUCAACGCUUUUGACAAGAAUUUACAGGAUGACUACUCCUCCUACCCUGCAAAUAUGAAUGGGUUUGGUGAGAAUCAGCUUCGUGAUGUGAGUAAUAAGUUCCAGACUAAUGAACAUUUCGAAGAGGGUAACUUUCACAAACACGAGUUCAGUGAUAGACCUCCAAGUCGUCAAAAAGAGCCGUCAUUAGCUCUUGGCAUUGGAUCUGAAUAUGGAGAAGAUAUUGGAAUCGAUGACCCUGGGAAUCAAAUAACUUCAGAGAUAAUUUUGACAACUGGGAUUCCAGCUCCGAUGAAUGAAUUCUCCUCUAAAUAUACUCCUUGACAAGCAAGAAGAGGUGUAGGAAUUGAUCUCAGAGGACAGAAUGAAAGACCCAUCACUUCAAAAGCUGCAGGAGCAGAUGCAGCUAGAGUUAGCGAAAAAGGUAGAAAGAGCUUUCCAAUGAAGGAUAGGAGAGCCAAUGAGAAAAAGAACGUUGACCUUGCUAAAGAAUGAGAAAACCAGGAAGAAGAUUACAAAGGAUGCCCCUGGUUCUUUGAGAAUUCCCAUAAAGAAGAAGCCUCAAAGGAAGACUCCUUUGUAAAUAUAAAUUUUGAAAAAGUGUACGAAAUGGAAGGAGUCAUCCCUCAAGAUGAUACAAGUCAUUUUAUUGAUGAAGAAGAAACCAGACCAACGAGACCUCAGACGAGGGAUACCAAAAUGGAAGGAAAUUGGUUCGGUAAUGGAGGAUACAAUAUUUCCUCUGACGCAAAGAAUAUCCCUUUGAAUUUUUCAAAAGGUACUGAAGUCAAGAAAACACUUAAGAGACCUACGACUGGAAAGAGUGAGUUCAGGAAUAUCAGGAAGAACUCAGAUCACCAAUCCAAAAACGGAACUAUAAACAUCAUGAAGGAUAAUGAAUUAGAUUUCAACACUGAGGAGAACUACAAGCAUCUCUCUCAUGGAAAAUUCACAAGGAAGUCAGGGCCAGGGAACUCCAUGUCUGAAACAAAUCCCUUACUCAACUUCAGUGGGAAAGAAGGAAGGCCAGAUGGCCAUAAUUAUACUGUGAGCAUUAAUUUCAACAGGCCUUUACAGAGUAAAGGUAAAAGGAUUAAAAUCAACGAUAAGAAGAGAGAAGCGAAGAAAGCAUGGAAUAAGGUGACUGAAAGCCCAAAGCAGAAUAAGAAGAAACUUGAUAUUUACAACUAUGAUAUCGAUCCACAGGACAAUUUCAUCAACGGGCUGCUGGAUGUAGAUUCUAGCACUAGGAAGAGACCUUCAAAAACUGCUGGGAAGAAGCGUGGAAUUGGAUCCCUCAGAGCGAAGAAUCAUAAGAAAAAUAAGGACUCCUUCCAAGAUUCUAACAAACUCGUUCACCAGAUGCCGUUUGAUAAUGCUGAGCAGUCUGAAGGAAUUGAUUUUAAUGAUCUCUUUAAUGACAACAAUGAGCAUGAGCUUGAGGGUGAAGUCGACUUUAAAUCUCAGACGACCAAACUGCCGUUCCAUAGUUCGCUGGGUACAGACUUCUUAAACUUAUUUGCAAACAGAGGUUAGUGG
Molecule: messenger RNA, 2144 nt
Organism: Moneuplotes crassus
Lineage: Eukaryota; Ciliophora; Spirotrichea; Euplotida; Euplotidae
Source: the annotation of a GenBank genome assembly